AUGGCCUCCGAAAACCCCGCAGACCAGCGGCCCCCGCCCGCCGGCGAGAUCGCCACGCCGGCACGCUCCGACUCGGACCCUGACGAGAAGCGCAUCGCAGAGGUCACCGACGUCCCUUCCGGGGGUGUUGUCGAGAUCAGGGACUUUCCCUGGGCUUGGAAGGCGACUGCUCUCGUGUGCGGCGUUGCGCUCUCGUGGGGUUCUUCGUUUUCGGAGAACACGCUCGGUCCUCUCAAGAGCACGUUGAUCAAGCAGCUGGACAUCAACAACUCCCAGUACGGCGCGAUCUCAUCUGCGACGUCGCUUGUGAACACAAUCCUCCCCAUCCUCGGCGGGUAUGGACUCGAUCAUUAUGGCGUUGAGUGGGGCUCCAUGGCCUGCUCAAUCGCCAUCUUCAUCGGCGCAGUGAUCUCAGCCGCCGGCUCGAACCAGGACUCCUUCACUCUCGUGGUCACCGGCCGAGUGAUCAUGGGAUUCGGAAGUACCGUCAUCGAGACUUGUACAUCCAAGAUCCUCGCACAUUGGUUCCAGCACAAGGGCCUCGGCUUCGUAUACGGCUUAGACCUCGCAAUCGGCAAGCUCAUCGUCCUCAUCGCAAAGGCAACCGCCGUCCCGAUGCGAGACGCCUCCUCCUUCUGGGGCUGGGCCCUCUGGAUCCCCGCCAUUGUCUGCUUCGCCAACCUCCUCCAGAACAUCUUCUACGUCUGGUGGGCCAGGUCCCGUCCCGAAUGGACGCACAUGCCGACGGGCCAGAAACUCGCCCUCGAGGUCCGCGCCCGCGAGCGCGCGCAACGCGGCAACGGCAACAACGACGCCUCCACCUUCAGGACGAGGGCCACCGCGCGCACCCUCACCGCCCUGCCCGACUGGGGCGCCCUCGUCCGCGUCCCGCGCUUCUUCUGGCUCGUCGCCUGCACCCAGAUCCUCCAGGCCGGCGUCGUCGGCGGCUUCAGCGGCCUCAACGCCGACAUCAUCACCCGGACCCGCGGCUCCACCGCCCAGCUCGCCGGCUACACCUCCGCCGUGCAGCAGGUCAUCCCCGUCGUCUGCGCGCCCCUCAUCGGCACCUUCUUCGACUACGUCGGCUACCGCAUGGUGUUCGUCAGCCUCACGUCCGCCAUCUGGAUCCUCGUCUACUGCCUCAUCGGCUUCACGCAGACCAACGCCCUGGGCGCCAUGGUCAUCGCCUCCGUGGCGUCCACCAUGAACGCGCUGCCCUUCCUGGCCUCUAUCCCCCUGAUCGUGCCGAAUCAGCUCGAGCUCGGCCUCGUGUUCGGCAUUUGGAAGGUGUUCAACAACAGCGGGAGCGUCAUCGUCGACAUGAUCGCCGGUAGGCUGCAGGACAUCACGCCCGGCGGCACCUACGAGCGGGUCAUCGCGUUCUUCGUGGCCGUCAAGGGCUUGGAGUUCUGUCUGGGUCUCUUCUACGGCGUGCUGGACCGGAGGUAUCUCGCCGGGAUCCUCAGCAUUAGUAACAAGAAGCGGAUGGAGAUCGAGCAGGAAGGCAAGCUCGGAGACCUCGUUGGUCGGCGGCCGGCGAGGCCGUAUACUGCGGUGGGAAUCGCCCUCGUCUGCUCGUUGAUUAUUAUCGCUUGGGUGCUGUUCAUCAAGUACUCCAUUUGA
Molecule: messenger RNA, 1623 nt
Organism: Colletotrichum karsti
Lineage: Eukaryota; Fungi; Ascomycota; Sordariomycetes; Glomerellales; Glomerellaceae
Product: major facilitator superfamily transporter
Exons: 5
Coding region: 1-1623 (540 amino acids)
Biological process (GO): transmembrane transport
Molecular function (GO): transmembrane transporter activity
Source: RefSeq, a predicted model, not a curated record